Centropristis striata (black sea bass) is the source of this 858-nucleotide messenger RNA. RefSeq names its product dual specificity protein phosphatase 13A family protein. Gene Ontology annotation, molecular function: MAP kinase phosphatase activity; protein tyrosine/serine/threonine phosphatase activity. Gene Ontology annotation, biological process: negative regulation of MAPK cascade; protein dephosphorylation. The record is from RefSeq and is a predicted model, not a curated record. Bases 195 to 842 code for a protein of 215 amino acids. Gene Ontology annotation, cellular component: cytoplasm. NCBI's taxonomy places the organism in Eukaryota, Metazoa, Chordata, Actinopteri, Perciformes, Serranidae. The transcript is spliced from 3 exons.
GAUAAAUGAGUUUGACUCCAGUUUUAAAACGAGUAAUAUAAUCAUAAAGACAUUUCCAUGAGUGAGAGUUUGACCGAGAGCCAAACUGCACCACCUGUUAAUGACAGUCAGAGGCUGCAGCAACCAAAGCAAAGGCACUGCGUGAUCUAGUUUAAGGGAGAUAACAGAGUAGUUUACGCCCUAUUAACGUAGAAAUGACAGACAUAAAACCCCUCUCUGAGCUGAGAUGUGAAGACCCUGAGCACAGAACCAGCGGCACAGACACAGAAGAGGAGGAAAAGUGCUCGUGUGUGAUGGAGGAUUCAAAGAGGACUCUAGAGACCCCGUCUCUCCAGGAGCUGGAGGAGGUUUUACACUCAGCUCCAAGCUCCUGUCGCCACGGAGAUGAGGUGUGGCCGAACCUGUACCUGGGGGACAUGUUUAUGUCUCAUGACAAGCUCGGGCUCUGGCAGCUGGGCAUCACUCAUGUGCUGAACGCAGCUCAUGGAAAACUGUGCUGUAAAGGCAGUGAUGAUUUUUAUGGAACCACGGUGAAAUACUACGGUGUCCCAGCCAACGACCUUCCAACCUUUGACCUUUCGCCUUUUUUCUACCCUGCUGCUGAGUUCAUCCAGCAGGCUUUGACCUCAGGAGGAAAGGUGUUUGUGCACUGCGCUGUGGGUGUAAGUCGAUCCGCUGCGCUGGUCCUAGCCUACCUGAUGAUUCAUCACCACUUCAGUCUUCUGACUUCUGUACGCUGUGUGCAGCAGAAACGAUGGAUUUUCCCAAACAGAGGCUUCUUGCGGCAGCUCAUAGCUCUGGACCGAAAACUGCAGGACGAACGAAUAAAUGAGCUAAAGUAAAACAAUGGAGCAACCC